This is a messenger RNA of Episyrphus balteatus (marmalade hoverfly), 798 nucleotides long. RefSeq lists its product as uncharacterized. Gene Ontology annotation, molecular function: RNA-DNA hybrid ribonuclease activity; nucleic acid binding. Gene Ontology annotation, biological process: DNA replication, removal of RNA primer. NCBI's taxonomy places the organism in Eukaryota, Metazoa, Arthropoda, Insecta, Diptera, Syrphidae. The record is from RefSeq and is a predicted model, not a curated record. The coding region runs from base 1 to 798 and encodes 265 amino acids. The transcript is spliced from 3 exons.
AUGGAUGUACACUAUGAUGAUAAAGUGCAAAGACUCGCAUGUGUCUGCAUCACCGGGGCUAUGAGAACAUGCCCUACAGCAGCAAUGGAGGUUAUUCUUGAUUUAACUCCACUUCACCUUAUUAUUGAAAGUGCUGCUAAGGGAGCUAUCAUGAGAUUUGCCAAGGAAGGAACUGGGGCUGGAAAAUGCAUAGGCAACAGAGAAAGAGAAUUCCUGUCCAGAUCCUCAGAAGAAAACUUCCUUGACUUUCCAAGAGAUGCAAUGGUCACGAAUUAUAACUUUGUGAAAAACUACAAUAUACAUCUCAGUAGUAAAAAAGAUUGGGUAGGUGAAUCUAUCAACUACUCUUUUAAAGAAAAUACCAUCAAAUGGUACACAGACGGGUCGAGAACAGCGGUAGGUACAGGGGCAGGCGUUUUUGGGCCUGGUACCAAACUCUCCGUACCUAUGGGUCAAUCCCCAAGUAUCUUUCAAGCUGAGGUAAAUGCCAUUGUAAAAUGUGCAGAAAUAAACCUCGAAUUAACUCACCGGAAUAAAAACAUUGCCAUUAUGUCUGAUAGUCAAGCUGCCCUAAAAGCACUUAAAUCCUAUGAAAUCAACUCCAAGCUAGUAUUGGAGUGUAUAGGAAAACUUAACGAACUUGGCAAAAUAUACAAAGUCACUCUCCACUGGGUACCUGGGCACGUUGGUGUCCAGGGUAACGAGGAGGUGGACUCCUUAGCAAAAACGGGAGCAAAUUCCCCUCUAAUGGGACCCGAACCCAUAAGACUUACUCAAGCUCACGACUAUUCUGCAUAA